Molecule: messenger RNA, 276 nt
Organism: Acanthoscelides obtectus
Lineage: Eukaryota; Metazoa; Arthropoda; Insecta; Coleoptera; Chrysomelidae
Source: the annotation of a GenBank genome assembly
AUGACCACUUCAAAUGAAUGCUCAGCACGCGUAUUCUGUAUCGUCCUAGAAACAGAAAUUUCUUUCUUUAAGUAUAGAGAGGAAAUUUCUUUCUAUAUCGUGAACUUAUUCUGUACUGUUCUCUCUACGGGCGUUCGGGUACGUUCGGUUACAGAGAAAUGUGAACUAUCCAUUGUAAAAACAUUGACAUCUUUUAGGGAAAUUUCGGAAGUCAUUCGGGACGCAGAAGAUCAAGAAGCACAAAACCAAUUACGUUUGGAGCGGAGAAUUUUAUGA